GGCGGGGGCAGGGCGGCUGGGGAGGCCCAGGCGGCGGAGUCUCCGGGACGGCGAACGGCGGGCUGCGGAGAAGGAGACGGCGGGUCGGGCAUUUUUAAAAUAUUUAAUCAUUCAUGAGUUGAGCUUCAUUCUUGAGUCAUGGAUGACAAGGCUUCUGUUGGAAAAAUCAGUGUCUCCUCAGACUCUGUGUCUACUCUUAAUAGUGAAGAUUUUGUCUUGGUUUCCAGGCAAGGAGAUGAGACACCAUCUACAAAUAAUGGAAGUGAUGACGAGAAAACAGGACUCAAGAUUAUAGGGAAUGGAAGUGAACAGCAGCUGCAAAAAGAGCUAGCAGAUGUGCUGAUGGAUCCUCCAAUGGACGACCAGCCAGGGGACAAGGAGCUUGUGGAAAGAUCACAAUUGGAUGGCGAAGGAGAUGGGCCUCUUUCUAAUCAACUCUCAGCUUCAUCCACCAUUAACCCUGUGUCAUUGGUAGGGCUCCAGAAACCAGAGAUGAGCCUGCCAGUGAAACCUGGACAAGGAGAUUCCGAAGGGUCUAGUCCUUUCACACCAGUGGCUGAUGAGGACAGUGUAGUUUUCAGCAAACUAACUUAUUUAGGCUGUGCUUCAGUAAAUGCUCCCAGGAGUGAAGUGGAAGCCUUAAGGAUGAUGUCCAUCUUAAGGGGCCAGUGUCAGAUUUCACUAGAUGUAACCCUGUCAGUGCCGAACGUAUCUGAAGGAACUGUGAGACUCUUAGAUCCUCAGACAAACACUGAAAUAGCAAACUACCCUAUCUACAAAAUCCUCUUCUGUGUUAGAGGGCAUGAUGGAACUCCUGAGAGUGACUGUUUUGCUUUCACUGAAAGUCAUUACAAUGCAGAGCUCUUCAGAAUACAUGUCUUCCGGUGUGAAAUACAAGAAGCUGUGAGCCGGAUACUUUACAGUUUUGCCACUGCCUUCCGCCGUUCUGCCAAGCAGACCCCCCUCUCAGCAACUACUGCACCUCAGACUCCUGACAGUGACAUCUUUACCUUCUCUGUGUCUUUAGAAAUAAAAGAAGAUGAUGGUAAAGGUUACUUUAGUGCAGUUCCUAAAGAUAAAGACAGACAAUGCUUUAAACUACGCCAAGGAAUUGAUAAAAAGAUUGUCAUCUAUGUGCAACAAACAACUAAUAAAGAACUUGCCAUUGAAAGGUGUUUUGGUCUUCUCCUUAGCCCAGGAAAAGAUGUACGAAAUAGUGACAUGCACUUGUUAGAUUUGGAAUCUAUGGGCAAAAGUUCAGAUGGAAAAUCCUAUGUUAUUACUGGGAGCUGGAAUCCAAAAUCCCCACAUUUUCAGAUUGUAAAUGAAGAAACUCCUAAAGAUAAAGUGCUGUUUAUGACGACAGCUGUUGAUUUAGUAAUAACAGAAGUGCAGGAGCCUGUUCGCUUUCUCCUAGAGACAAAAGUCCGAGUUUGCUCACCUAAUGAAAGAUUAUUCUGGCCCUUCAGCAAACGUAGUACUACUGAAAAUUUCUUUUUGAAACUAAAACAGAUAAAGCAAAAGGAGAGAAAGAACAAUACUGACACUUUAUAUGAAGUUGUAUGCUUGGAAAGUGAAUCAGAGAGAGAGAGGAGGAAAACUACAGCCAGUCCCUCAAUUCGCCUGCCACAGUCUGGAUCUCAGAGUUCAAUGAUUCCUUCUCCUCCAGAAGAUGAUGAAGAGGAAGAUAACGAUGAACCUCUCUUGAGUGGAUCUGGUGAUGUAUCCAAAGAAUGUGCAGAGAAAAUUCUUGAAACAUGGGGAGAACUGCUGUCUAAAUGGCAUCUUAACUUGAGUGUGAGGCCAAAGCAGUUGUCAUCCUUAGUAAGAAGCGGUGUUCCUGAAGCUCUUCGAGGAGAAGUCUGGCAGCUGCUAGCAGGUUGUCACAACAAUGACCACCUGGUAGAAAAGUACCGAAUUCUCAUCACAAAGGAGUCUCCCCAGGACAGUGCUAUCACUCGUGAUAUUAACCGGACAUUCCCAGCGCAUGACUACUUUAAGGACACAGGAGGAGAUGGACAAGAUUCCUUAUAUAAAAUAUGCAAGAUGCCUGAGGAACAGGCAUUCAGUGUUCUGGUCAAGAUCAUGUUUGACUAUGGUCUCAGGGAACUUUUCAAGCAAAACUUUGAAGAUUUGCAUUGCAAAUUUUACCAGUUGGAGCGCCUCAUGCAGGAAUACAUUCCUGACUUGUACAACCACUUCCUGGAUAUAAGCCUUGAAGCACACAUGUAUGCCUCCCAGUGGUUUCUUACGCUCUUCACUGCAAAAUUCCCUCUCUACAUGGUCUUCCAUAUCAUCGACCUGCUUUUAUGUGAGGGAAUAAGUGUUAUUUUUAACGUCGCCCUUGGAUUAUUAAAGACUUCCAAAGAUGACUUACUAUUGACAGACUUUGAAGGUGCGCUGAAGUUCUUCAGGGUUCAGCUUCCUAAGAGAUAUCGCUCAGAAGAAAAUGCAAAAAAACUGAUGGAAUUAGCUUGCAACAUGAAGAUUAGUCAGAAGAAGUUGAAAAAAUAUGAAAAAGAAUAUCACACCAUGAGGGAACAGCAGGCCCAACAAGAAGACCCCAUCGAGCGAUUUGAGCGGGAGAAUAGGCGUCUACAAGAAGCUAACAUGAGGUUGGAACAGGAAAAUGAUGACUUAGCCCAUGAGCUGGUGACCAGUAAGAUUGCACUGCGAAAGGACCUGGAUAACGCUGAGGAAAAGGCAGAUGCACUGAAUAAGGAGCUGCUUAUGACCAAACAGAAAUUGAUUGAUGCAGAGGAAGAGAAAAGACGGCUGGAAGAAGAGUCUGCUCAGUUAAAAGAAAUGUGCCGUCGGGAACUCGACAAGGCAGAAUCUGAGAUUAAAAAAAACAGUUCUAUCAUCGGUGACUACAAGCAGAUUUGUUCUCAGUUGAGUGAAAGAUUAGAGAAGCAGCAGACUGCUAAUAAAGUGGAAAUUGAAAAAAUUCGGCAAAAUGUGGAUGACUGUGAGCGCUGCCGGGAAUUUUUCAACAAAGAAGGGCGCAUAAAGGGCAUCAGCUCAGCUAAGGAAGUUUUGGAUGAGGACACAGAUGAGGAGAAGGAAACACUCAAGAACCAGCUGAGAGAGAUGGAACUGGAACUGGCACAAACCAAGCUGCAGCUGGUGGAAGCUGAGUGUAAGAUCCAGGACUUGGAGCACCAUUUAGGCCUUGCCCUCAACGAGGUACAGGCGGCCAAGAAGACGUGGUUUAACCGAACACUGAGCUCCAUAAAGACGGCAACCGGGGUUCAAGGGAAAGAGACUUGCUGAGAGCAGCUGCUGCCUCCAGACACCUUCAGAAAACAUGACACCUUUUGUUGCCUUCUUUGGCCAGAUGUGUGAUUCUGUGACAUGUCCCAGGACCAGAAUGUACCUAAGUCAGAUCCAUAGAAGCAUGUGGGUAGGUUGUUGGACCAGAGCUCAUGAAGCAGGCAGCCUGUGCGGUAAGGCCCUCCUCACUCCUGAUACUAACAGGCCUGCCGGCUGGCCUGCCACCCUGGACGUUCCAGAAAGCCACUCCUCCGUGUGACCUCCGGGCCUCUUCCCGGUUAGGUCAGCUCCUCACCCAGCCCAGCGGCUGAGUGACAUUAUCAGAGUCUGGGGAUCCUUCAGGCCUUUGGUUUUUUUCUAAACCUUUAAUCUUUUUUUUUAAAAUACACAUAUUAUUAUAUAUUGGGGGAGGUGGGGCAGGGGAUCGGUAGCUCAAAUAAUUAUCUGCUCCAGUGCCAGCAAAGGGUCCUCCAGGUAGACAUGGAGAAGCACUUUGUUUUAAAUAGGAGGGUUUCAUGGUUGUAGGUGAAGCCGCCUAGUUUUGUUAAACUAACUCUACGAUGCACAGGUUUUUGGUUUGGCAUUAUUCACAUGUUUCUGAUCAAUUCUAUGCAACUCUCAUAGUUCCUGUUGUUUUUAGUGUUAGCUGCCAAAUGACUCCCCAGUGCUGGGGUGGGUGACUUGACCGACUGUCGAGACUGGAUUAAUCAUAACGUGGACAAACCUUAUUUUGCUUAAUGUGUCGUGUGUGUGUGUGUAUAUAUAAAUAUCUUUUCCCAAUGCACCCAAUUGACAGUGUUUAAAUCCCAGACUAGGACUGAUCUGCACAACUUAAUUAUGUGGUUAUUUUGGGCACUUAAUUUCACUCAAGGUUUGUCGGGCUCUGCUCUCCACCCUGCUGUCGCGAGAGCUGUGAAGAGCUCCCUCACUUCAAGGUUCUAGUGUUUUUGCACAACAGCUUGUACAAGUGAGAAAGACUCUGAGGUGUGUGUGUGUAUGUAUGUGUGUGUGUAAAUGUGAGGAUGUGCAGGACACACAUGCCAAGAGGCCCCCGUCCGGCUCGCCUGUGUCCCUGCCUGCCGGGGCCCUCCCCGGAGUGAGGCUGGGUGCAAACCUCGCUGUUCAGAUGGGCUGCAAGUUCUCGCUUCAGAACUAUGGAAUAGAGGUUUUAGCACCUUUUUUAUAAACAAAAUAACUUUAGACUUUUAAUUUAUAUAGUGAUAUGCUGACAGGCUGUCUCGCAGAUGACUUUGUCGUCUUCUCUGCGUGCAGUGUGGAGGUCGCUGGUUACAAGAGGCACUGGUUUGUACAUAAAGACACCUGGGUUGUUUUGUAUCUCUUUUCCUGUUGGCUGUAUUAACGCUUGCUGAGGUCAUCUGUGAUCAGGGAGGUAACAAGCGGCAACCCCUGACCCCCAAACCAUCCCCUCCACCGCUUUCUGUGUCUUUCUUGUUCAGUUACCAAAACAGCUGUAAGCCCAUCUAAAACUAGGUGCGUGGACAUUGUGCUAGGGUAGUUUCAGUGUGUCAACUUUAUGAAUUGAAAUAUAAACCAGUAAAAUUGUAUUACUA
This is a messenger RNA of Lagenorhynchus albirostris (white-beaked dolphin), 4844 nucleotides long. It is a transcript of the gene RABGAP1, whose product is annotated as RAB GTPase activating protein 1. Lineage: Eukaryota; Metazoa; Chordata; Mammalia; Artiodactyla; Delphinidae. The record is from RefSeq and is a predicted model, not a curated record. The transcript is spliced from 25 exons. The coding region runs from base 139 to 3273 and encodes 1044 amino acids.